Molecule: messenger RNA, 1413 nt
Organism: Abrus precatorius (Indian licorice)
Lineage: Eukaryota; Viridiplantae; Streptophyta; Magnoliopsida; Fabales; Fabaceae
Product: protein PHOSPHATE STARVATION RESPONSE 3-like
Exons: 6
Coding region: 57-1316 (419 amino acids)
Molecular function (GO): DNA binding; DNA-binding transcription factor activity
Source: RefSeq, a predicted model, not a curated record
AACUUUGCUGCCAGCACGGUUUAUAUUUUAAAUGGGCAUUUUUCGGGUGCUAAUAAAUGAGCAAGAAGAAAGUUGAUUGUCUAGAAGGGAUUCAACAAAGCUAUGGUCUAAAUAGUGAUUUCAAUUAUUUUGAUAUGAGACAGGCUUCAAAUAUUGGUACUUGCAAUCAGCCACUUGCCAUGGCAUGUGGUGGAGGAAUGGAACAGCAACCAUAUUUAGGCCAAGCCAAAUCAUCUAGCAGCAUCAUUAGCCGUUUUGAGUCACCAGCUUCAGCCUUCUAUGCUACAGAAUUCUUCAUGGGCUUCCCACAAUAUGAUAGCCAAGUUGGUAAUCCCUCUUUGAUAUCUCAGUUCUCUAAGGUUAAUGAUAUGGAGUUCCCUUUGUAUCAAUCUCCUAGGGAAAGCCUUUUCUUGGAUUCGCCAGCAAACCAACCUGGCCACAACUUUGAGUGGUCAAAUCCCUCGCAAACAAUGCUGAAAUCUCAAUUGAACAGUGAUCAAUGUUGUAUAUCUACAGAGAAAUCUAAUAAAAUCCCAUGUGGGAAUUUUUCUGGCAGAAGUUUUCUUCCAAUAGAACAGCCAAAGUUGUUCAUUGAUGAUGCUGCCUCAGUUAGUAGGAGCCCAUCAACUCCUUCUAAAGGAAAUCAGGAUCAAACAGUUUCAUGUGGCUCAUAUAAUUUACCAGUUACACAGCUUAGCUUUUCUUCUCAGCAGGAGAAGCUGUCUCCAACACUCUCAGCAGGUAGUGCUUCUGUUGCUUGUGGGAACCCUGUUUCCAAUGGACCUGUAGUCUCGAGCAAAACGCGAAUAAGAUGGACUCAGGAUCUUCAUGAAAAGUUUGUAGAGUGUGUGAAUCGCCUAGGAGGUGCUGAGAAGGCAACACCAAAAGCUAUAUUGAGGCUGAUGGAAUCAGAUGGAGUGACCAUAUUCCAUGUUAAAAGCCAUUUGCAGAAAUAUAGAAUUGCCAAAUAUAUGCCUGAGUCAACUCAUGGGAAAUCUGAGAAAAGAACCCAUGUAGAGAAUGUGCAUCUUGAUGCCAAAACCGGCUUGCAAAUUAGAGAGGCACUUCAGCUGCAGCUAGAUGUUCAGAGGCGUCUUCAUGAACAGCUAGAGAUUCAGAGAAAAUUACAGUUACGGAUUGAGGAACAAGGUAAGCAGUUGAAGAUGAUGUUUGACCAACAGCAGAAGACAAGUAAUAGUCCCUUGAAUACUCAGAAUUUGGGCACUACAACUAAUAUUGAUAUACCAAUGAGACCUAAAGAUGUUCAGGUUUCCAUUUCUGAAGGGUCUGAAACUCCUUAUUCACUUCCAAGAUAAGUUAGCUCUUCAAUCUCAUAAUUUUAUUGCUCUAUGCAUAGGCAAUUAAUUGCAGUGACAGUGUGCCAACAAAUCUUACUACUUGUAAGGGAGUCAA